CCUCGAGGAACGAAAUGAUUUAGAGAAAACGAGCUCUUUGACGACGGCCAUGGAGGUUCUCUCUAUAUAACUCUGCUCACGCCCGCUUCAUCGCUUCCAGACUUGGAGCCUCUUCUGACUAGCUUCCACUGGAAUCCAUUUGAUCGCUUCCAGGAGCCGUUCCAGGGUGAUCGAGAGGAGGGUGUGUAUAAUCGGCCGAGAUCGGCUCGAUUUGGGGGUUUUCCGAUGGCGUUCUUCAGCGGGAACAGGCCAUUGUGCUACUACGAUCGAGGCGAGUGGCUUAAGUUUUGAUGGAAUCGAUUGAGUCCACACGUAUCUCCGGCGUCGGAUCGGGAAGUUCCAACACCUGCGCGGCAGAGAUCGCCGAAUCCUUCCGCUUCGAGGAGGAGAUCCAGAGCCUGAUCGUUCACCCUAAUUUCGAGGCAUCUCCUGGAGGCUCGUUCACCGCGCUGCUAGGCCUCUCCGGCAACCAGGCUACGGGGCUCCUCCACCAGCAGGGCCACGCCGCGGCCGCCUCUUCCCCUGCUGGCGCAGCCGAAAUGCGGCGGUUCCGCCUCGGCACCGAUCGCGCGAUGGGUGAGUUCCGCCUUCCGCUCGAAUGCUCCUCGGCGUUCCCUUCAGAUGCUGCUCUCGUCGAUCGCGCCGCGAGGUUCUCUGUCUUCGCAUCCGAGGAGUCCCUCGCGUCGAGCUCCGGCGGCGGCAUCUCGCCACGGCUGAAGGUGGAACAGCUGGACUCCGAGUCGCUCAAUUCCGUCCCCGUCCCCGUCCUCCCCUCCCCAAAGCCGCUGCGAUCACCAGCGAAGAGGAAGGAAACGUGUGAAAAAAACAAGGCCAAGGGAACGGCAAAAAAAAUCAAAACCGCUGAGGAAGACCACGACCCAACCAAGGCCACAGCCACAGAGAAAGACACCGCCGGCGACAAGCUCCCCUACGUUCACGUCCGCGCUCGCCGGGGACAAGCAACCAAUAUCCACAGCUUAGCGGAGCGGGCUCGAAGGGAGAAAAUAAAUGCGAGGAUGAAGCUUCUGCAAGAGCUGGUCCCCGGUUGCAGCAAGAUAACAAGUACGGCUUUAGUGCUCGAUGAAAUCAUCAACCACGUCCAGUCCCUGCAAAGGCAAGUCGAGUUCUUGUCGAUGAGACUAGCAGCGAUCAACCCACGCAUCGACCUUAGCUGCCUCGAUGCCUUUUUAUCUACUCAGUACGGAAGAGAAGCUCUGGACUUCGAUUCUGGGCAGUGGUCGCUGUAUCCCGCCGCGGCAGACGACGGCGUGCGGCGACUACUGCUGCCGCGGCAGCAGCAGGUCUGGCACCUCGACCUUCUCCGCCCCCAGCAAUCAUUCAUGGCGUGGGAGAGGGAUGCGACGGGCGAAUCGCCACGCACUUCUCUUUCCUGGAUCCGCGACCUCUUCCCUCUUCGGCUACGACGCCUGAUCCGGUUCAGGUAAUUUUCCUCAAUUACUAUUGCAUCCGUCAUUCAUGAGGAUAAUUAACUCGUGCAAUUAGACAUUUAUCUUCAAAACCAAAAGUUUCCUUUUAAUCCAUAUGAUUAAAAAAUGCCCUUAUUUUAACAUUUGUCAAAAUAAAUAUGAAGGGUAUCCUUUUAAAAAAAUAUAUAAGUAUUAUAACUUUUAAAAGGGCAUCCUUCUUUUAAAAUUCAUCAAAAAUAGUAUGUCAUCUAUUAUUUGAUACAAAGGAUGAACGGCCAAAUGCCAGUAGUAUCCAGGGAUCGCGAAUUCUCGCUGCGGUUUGGCAUCGCAGAGGGCCCAAAGCUAUAAAUGUUUGCUUCGGGUAAUGAGGAACCUCCUCUGGUCUAAUCUUUUUCCAUUUUGACCUUGAGACGAUUGAUGGAGUGCUUGGACGACACAAUCGUUUUUUGCCAACUUCCUGCAAUGGUCCCCUGGCCUUGCAGAUUUCCUCUACAACUCUCUGUCGUUUUUCCUCGGAAGAAAAAAAUGCACGAUUUCAUAAAUCUCUACUCUACCUAAUAAUCCACAAGUGGUACAGCAAAAGAUUAAUGGAUUGGUUCGUUCUUUAGAUCGAAAAAGGGUAUUACUAAAGGGCAUCCUGUGGUGUCGUGUGAAAAACUUGCUAGUUGAUAGGGUUUUUGUUUUUGUUUUAUAAUUCAAGUAUAUUGGGUUUCGUUCGAUUAAUUCGAAGUAAUUUUUUAUUCAUUUAUUAGAUAUAUUUAGAACCUAACUUAUACCCCUUUAGAAAUACUCUUAGAAUAUUC
Molecule: messenger RNA, 2230 nt
Organism: Zingiber officinale
Lineage: Eukaryota; Viridiplantae; Streptophyta; Magnoliopsida; Zingiberales; Zingiberaceae
Product: transcription factor bHLH48-like
Exons: 6
Coding region: 291-1445 (384 amino acids)
Biological process (GO): regulation of DNA-templated transcription
Cellular component (GO): nucleus
Molecular function (GO): DNA-binding transcription factor activity; protein dimerization activity
Source: RefSeq, a predicted model, not a curated record